UUGGGCUGAGGAGGCGGCGCUGGGAAGGAGAAACAGGACAACUUGAGGGGCAGAAAGACUGAUUAUUUAGGAUUUCCAGGUCUGGGAAUUCAUGGCAGAGGGAGGGUGUGGAUUCUCCCUAGGCUACCAGCCUGGUAGAGAGUGCAGCAACAGCUGCUGCUAAGAGGAGGUAGAAGGAACUAACCAGAGCCCAGGAGGGCUGAAAUUUGAGCCUGGGAAUAGAAAGCCAAAGCCUGUUAUGUGACCGGUGCAGGUCCAAGAUAGAAGACAGAUUUUUUUUGGACUUUGAUUACCCCAGAAGGGUUGGACUUAGCCAGAAGGCCAAGCCACCUCAGAAACUGAGUCACUGAAAACCCAGGAGGGAAACUGAGGCAGGUUGACUGCAGUGCCAAACCACACAGGAGCCUGCUCUGGAACUGUGCCCUGCUAUGUUAAUCCCAUCUUAUACCCUGGGGGAUUCAUGAACCACUGUAACUGUUAUCCUACUCACUAUAAUUGCAGAUGCUGUUAUUUUAUGUAAAAUGUGAAAUCUCCCUUUUAAUCCAUAAGGAAUGGAUACAUGGAGAUCCUUGCAUUGAAACAAAUACAGCUACUUUUCAAUGGAAUGAUUAAUAUCUUCACAUGUACAAAAAGCUCAGCAUCUCACAUCUACAUAACAGCACUCUGUGCAACAGUCAUGAGUGAUGGUGUGAGAAGUAUCAUAUUUUUAAUAUCCUGAUUGAUCAUUCAGAUGUGUAAUGAAACAUUGCACAGCUGAGGAGGGUUGUGUGUGAAUUGGAGGGAGUAUGUGAAUUGGAUAUCAAUGUUGAAUAUUCCAGUAAGCUGUGUAUCCAUGGAGAUAAAGCCUGUCCAAAUCGCUUUACUGAUUCCUUUUGCUUAGCUGUGUAGAAGAAAUGUUACAGGUUAAUAAACAGACUUUAUUUAGACUGAAUGUGACAAUCCUUUCUCACUUUUAAAAUAACAGGUGCAGGAUACAAAUUUGAUGCAGGCUUUGAGAAGAUUGCUUCAAUCUUCCCUGUUAUGCUUUACCAGUUUGCUGUUGGACUUGUUCUAGAGAUAUGCCCAUUAUCACCAGAAGGUGUCAUACUGCUACCAUAUCAGAAGUGGUGUGAUUCCAAAAUUCAAAGAAGGCUAAUGCAGCUGUGUUUUGAAAACUGAGUGAAAUACAACCAAAUGGACUCCUCGAAGCACUUGCUUUGAUCUGCUGAGUUGGGGGGAAAUCGUACUGAGGAUCUGGUGUCUACCUCUGUAACCUCUAACUUCUCAGUGCAAUGGAACAAAGUGAGGGCAAGCAGGCACCCCAGCCAGAGAGUCAUGAGGACAGCAAGAGCAAUGUGAAAUCCUUGCCUGGGGGAGCUGUCCAUGUCUGGGGAGAAAUAAAAAAACAUGCAGUUACAGAUGACUACAAGCUCUCCAAACGGGUGCUAGGUUUGGGUGUUAAUGGCAAAGUACUGGAAUGUUUUAACAAGGUGACAGAGCAGAAAUGUGCUUUAAAGCUCCUGUAUGACAGUCCGAAAGCACGACAGGAGGUGGAUCAUCACUGGAGGGCGUCAGGGUGUCCCCAUAUUGUCCACAUUCUGGAUGUAUAUGAGAACAUACAUCAGGGGAAAAGAUGCCUCCUCAUCAUCAUGGAAUGCAUGGAGGGAGGGGAGCUGUUCAGUAGGAUCCAGGAGAGAGGAGAUCAAGCUUUCACGGAGAAAGAGGCCUCUGAGAUAAUGAGAGACAUCGGAACAGCCAUCCAGUAUCUGCAUGCAAUGAACAUUGCCCAUAGAGAUGUCAAGCCUGAAAACCUACUUUACACAUCCAAAGAAAAGAACGCAGUGCUCAAGCUCACAGACUUCGGGUUUGCCAAAGAGACCACUGUACAGAAUGCACUGCAGACGCCCUGUUACACUCCAUAUUAUGUGGCCCCAGAAGUCCUCGGUCCUGAGAAAUAUGACAAAUCAUGUGACAUGUGGUCUCUUGGUGUCAUCACAUAUAUUCUCCUGUGUGGGUUUCCUCCAUUUUACUCCAACACCGGACAAGCCAUUUCCCCAGGGAUGAAAAGGAGAAUUCGGAUGGGGCAAUAUGGGUUUCCCAAUCCAGAAUGGUCUGAAGUAUCAGAAGAAGCCAAGCAGCUGAUUCGUCACUUGCUUAAGACAGACCCGACUGAGAGAAUGACGAUUUCUCAGUUUAUGAAUCAUCCUUGGAUUAAUAAAUCAAUGGUGGUACCACCAACCCCACUUCAUACUGCACGGGUCCUGCAGGAGGAUAAAGACCACUGGGAUGAAGUGAAGGAAGAGAUGACGAGUGCUUUGGCUACCAUGAGAGUGGACUACGACCAAGUGAAAAUCAAAGACUUGAAAACAUCCAACAAUCGCCUCCUCAACAAACGCCGCAAGAAACAGAAACAGGCAGGCACCUCCUCCGCAGCCCCAGGAUGUAACAAUCAAUGAGAAUAAAGGAGAGGAGGCUGAGGACUUGAGGGUUAAAAUUAAAAGGAACAAAUAAAAAUGAGCAGGGUCAGCUUACCCUAUGCCACAAAGGGGCUGGCCUUGAGAAAAAGAGGAACCUGGUCUGCAAAGGGGGGAAGUGUUAAAGACUACAUCAUUCUAGAAUGUUAUCUGGGCUUUGCUUUUUAAGGGGGAUUUGUUCUUGUCAUAUGAUUUUUGCAUUUUGCCAGGGGUACCUAGCAGUACCAGAAAUUGGGGACUUUUGACACAGCUUUAGCUGUUUUGGGGCUGCAGAGGGUACAGGAGAUCAAGUCUUAGAAUACAGAUACAGGAAAGUUUUAACCACAGCCUGUGAGAGUGACUUCUACUGUGAUUUUAAGCUUGUGAAGGGGAAGACCAAAAUGUUCUGGUAGGUUCAAGACUUCAAACACAGGCACAGGGAAUGGAGUGAAAUGUCACUGCUCUCUUUACACAUGCAGCACAGUCUCAACUCUUGGUGUUGCUGGCGCAUCUGAAUCGCAGCUCAUGCUGGCAUUGGUGAGAACAGUGAGUGUUUUCCAGGUUUAACUCCUACAGCUGCACAUCAUCUGAACAGGGAAGCACUGUCCUUGAUUUAGGAAAACCUUCCUGUGCCGCUAAUGGAUGGAGUAAGGGUUUCUUCUUGCAUUUCCUUAUUCACACAGAUCCUUAGACUCAUGUGAAAUUCAGGUUUUGUAGCACUUUUCUAAUUCAGUAGUUUGUUCAUUUUCUACAGUUACAAUGAUGCCAUGUCUGUUCUACUGGCAUAUCUCUCUUGCAUUUUUUGUUUUUGUGAUCUAUGUCAGUAUUUUACAUAAAGCUGUUUGUUUUUAAUUAGGACUCAGAACACGUCAUUAAUCCUUCUGAGUCUGUGAACCUUCAAUGAACGCAAGUGGAUAACUAUCAUAUACACACCUCUGCUCUAAAGGGAGGUAUCUGAAGUCCACAAAGAAAUGGAAACGGUUGUUCUCUGUAGGAAAUCCCAUUGUCUGACUUCAUCCAGUCUGUUACAUGCAGGUCUUAUGCCUGGUGUAAGGUGCUCAUUUCUGUUAGGUUUUACCUGCUGUGCUUUAACAAUCAAACUUUAAACCUUGGGGAGUAUUUUGACCCAUUCUGACACUAGAAAGUGUAAACCUAUGUCAACAAUACUGCUGGAUCCAGAGUCCCAACAUGGAUACGCACCUAUUUUUUUUUCCUAACUCAAACUUCUGGUUUAGAUAUUCUGGCUGUGGUUUGUUAAUUUGUUCUUCUACUUUGUGUUCAGAUUGUUUCUUCUUACUACAUUACGGGUUUUAUUUGAGGUGAACAAAAUAUCAGUGAGAAUGUUGAGAGUUUUUAAGGUGAAAUUAAAUGCUUCCAAUGCUGCAAAUAAACACAUUAUAACAUGGGAAAUGAGGGGCUGAAAGGGUCAUACAAGAGGACAGCAGUGUACAGGAGGCAAAGCAAUCCUGCCAAACAUGGUCUCGAUCUUCCAAUUUAUUUGAAAACCACACUGAAUUUGUUACCUCUCCACUGAAAGAUACGCUUGAUGCUUCAACCUUACAGAUGGGCUCUGGUCCCAUGUAAGAAGCACUGGCUAUCCCUACAACCAUCCACUUUUCUUUGUGUAAUCUUUGGAUUUUACAAAAUGAUUUUAAUAAAUCAUGAUGUUCCAGCA
Messenger RNA from Dermochelys coriacea (leatherback sea turtle), 4107 nucleotides. RefSeq names its product MAPK activated protein kinase 3 (gene MAPKAPK3). Gene Ontology annotation, cellular component: cytoplasm; nucleus. Gene Ontology annotation, biological process: intracellular signal transduction; response to cytokine; protein autophosphorylation. Gene Ontology annotation, molecular function: calcium-dependent protein serine/threonine kinase activity; calmodulin binding; mitogen-activated protein kinase binding. The coding region runs from base 1272 to 2435 and encodes 387 amino acids. The record is from RefSeq and is a predicted model, not a curated record. Lineage: Eukaryota; Metazoa; Chordata; Testudines; Dermochelyidae. The transcript has 11 exons.